This is a messenger RNA of Stylonychia lemnae, 1395 nucleotides long. The record is from the annotation of a GenBank genome assembly. NCBI's taxonomy places the organism in Eukaryota, Ciliophora, Spirotrichea, Sporadotrichida, Oxytrichidae.
AUGUGUGAUUCAGACUAUUUCAAUUUAUUUCUACAAAGAACGAAUUCAAAUGAUUCAGAAUUUUUAAUAGAAGAGUAAUUUAGAGAUAACAUUGAUGACUAGUAAAACUGCUAUGCUUCUAACGAUGAUAAAAUCGGAAACUUUAAUUAUCUUGGGGAAUUAACCUAAAAUUAAAUUGGCUCUAUGAUUGAUACUGUUCACUUUAGCCCACUUAAAGAAGGAGAAAAUUUUUUCUAGAACAGCUCAUCCUCAAAUUUAGAAAAAGAUAAAAACGGUGAUCAAUAUUCUAACUAGUUCGUUCAAUAAAACAACGAUUGCGCUUAUAAUCAAUCAGCAUUACACUCCAGAAAUAUCGAAAUUCUGUUCUAAACACAAGUUACUCCUGAAUAUCAACUUCAAUAAUAUCUCUACUCAUAGAAUUCCUAAUCGAUUUAAUAACUGGAUACUAUCUAUGAUGUUUAAGAGUUCACUAUGUAAACUUAAGUGGAAUAACGAAAUAAGAUUUACUAAGUAUCUGAUACAUUCUACUAAAGAGAAGAAAUAAGUAUCGAAUCAAAAACUAAUACAAUAGUAUAUAGUCAAUAUUAGAAUUAGACAGAAUAAAUAACUCCACCUUAAAAGUAGAAGCAAAUUUUUAAUGCCUUCAAUGAUAUUUAAGUUUAGGACAUUAAAAAAUCUCCUAAGCUAAAAUAAGAUUAAGGUUUUAAAUCUUUGUUUAGAGGGUUCAGGAAAUCUCUUUUCUAUGCAUUUAAGAGAUCUGGACUCAGCAGAAAUUAUCACGCAUUUGACCAUGAGAAAUGGCAAGAUGUUUCUCGAACUUUUCUAAAAUUAUUCAAUAUAGAGGAAUACCCAAAUUAGAGACAAAUCUGCGCUCUGAGCGUCAUGCUCUAUCAUACUUUAGGGACAACCAUGAGAUUUGUUGAACCUUCUUAAUUUUCAGGUGCUGGAAAGCCAAGGAAUAGAAAAUUAACAGUUCUUGAAGAAAAAGAAAACAUUUUCCAUAGAGUUCUAGGAUAAGAAGGAAUGAGUAUUUAUAAACUUGUGUUUGAUAGAAAUAACUCCGAUUUAGUCAAUAAAUUUCUACAAGAUGACUUCAUCAAGUAACUUUGGCCAAUCAUCAUGAAAUUCUCUUAAGAGAAAUUCUACUUUAAAGAAUAGUCAGAAAAGAAAAAUUAAAACAAAAAGACAAAAGCCAUUUAGAAAUCUCACAAAAAUAAUGAGAACAAAAGAAAACCAGCAAGGCCAAGAGAAGAAGUUAUAAAUGAUCUUAGACCUACCCUUUAGCACAUAUCCUGGGUCAUUACAUAGUAAUAUCAACUAGAAAUGCCUGCAUUUUGGAUGGCUUAGUACCCUCCUUAAUAUAUGAAGCAGAAGGAACAUAAAAAAAGAAGAUGA